Nematostella vectensis (starlet sea anemone) is the source of this 2011-nucleotide messenger RNA. RefSeq names its product gastrin/cholecystokinin type B receptor. Gene Ontology annotation, biological process: G protein-coupled receptor signaling pathway. Gene Ontology annotation, cellular component: membrane. Gene Ontology annotation, molecular function: G protein-coupled receptor activity. Lineage: Eukaryota; Metazoa; Cnidaria; Anthozoa; Actiniaria; Edwardsiidae. The coding region runs from base 62 to 1273 and encodes 403 amino acids. The transcript is spliced from 4 exons. The record is from RefSeq and is a predicted model, not a curated record.
AGCGCUGGCUAAUGACUUAUGCGAGCUUCUUAUCUGUGCUCUAAACAUUCUAACAUUUGACAUGGAUGCUAACGUAACGAUUAUUAAAAAUCGGCUUUCUACUCGCGAGGGAUCGGACUCGUUGGGGAUAUCUAUCCGUAUAACCAUCGUUAUCGUGUUAUUUAUCGCCGCAGUUUUGGGCAACGGCAUUGUGUUAAUUCUGUUGAAACGUUUCAAAUCCCUUCGUACAGCCCCUAACAUCUUAAUAGCUAAUCUCGCGUUCGUCGACUUGUUAAACGUGACGAUAAAUUUGCCAACAGUUUUGACGAUGACAAAUAACCCCGAGAAGAGUGUCAUCAAAGGAAGAGUCGUCUCUGUGCUAGUUCACUCGUUGCAGUACGCGUUUGUCUUACUCAACCUGUUUGAUAUGACGCUAAUGAUGCUGGACCGCUACUUUGUUAUCAAGCUAGGCCUGCAAUAUAAGGUGUGGUCGACGACAGACAAUGCCUUCAAAGCUGUACUAGGCAUUUGGCUGUUAACCCUCUUUAUCAUGAUCCCUUGGUCUCUUGCCCUUUCUAAGAUAGACCUGGGGGACGAACCAGCCCUGGUCUACCGUCUAGUCUACUACUCCGUGAUCGGGGACUUUAACAUGGUAGCGAGAAUGUUGUUCAAUGUGGAGUUCUUGAUUAUGGCUUUUGUUACGUGGUAUAGCUUGAGAAGUCAGAACAAAGUCUAUGAGAGGAAUCUAUCGAUGGGUAAAGAUGUGCAGGGAAAAAGACAAGUCAACACGCGUCGCCGAGCAGAAGUACAUGCAGCCAUCACUGUCUGUAUGACCGUCUCUGCAUACGUGAUCUCGUGUGCUCCCCUCUUCGUCCUAGGCAUCAUGUACAAGGGUAGAGCCGUAGAUUUCCUCACGAACGAGUACCUCCGAUGGUUUUGCGCCAUCGGGAUAUACAUCUCCAGUAUGUGUAAUCCGUUCAUUUACAUGACAAGGUGCCAUCGUUUCAACCUGGCCUUGAGGUUGUUCUUGAAAGAUCCGCUUGGGGCGAGUGAGCCAGGAGAGAAAGAGGCUGCGAAUAAGCGAAAAAAUGUUCGGGUUGCACCGACAAGCGAGGCCACCCCAAACACCGUCAGCACCACUGUUGAAGAGCAGACUCCAUCUAAUGGAGUCCAAGCAAACCUUGAAACAAUGGGUGAAGAGAUAAGUAUGAAUACAGGCUCACGGGUAGCGAAAGAAGAAGCUCCUGAACGGAAUUAUGACUGGGCUCUAGCCUCCCCUCGCCCGGACAUUUAGGCUAUAUAUAUAGCUCAUCAAGCAAGAGGACCAGAGUUCGAACCCAGGGAAGGUCAACUCGGCAUUUUUUUAGAGUUGUAAAAAGCCUAGCAUUUUACCUUGCAGCGCCGUAGCCAGGAUUUUAACAGGACCCUUCCUGUUAAAAGAGACUUUCAAGGCAUUUUCUCCUGUAUUUUAGAUAUUAUCUUAUACAUUUACUGUAUUUUUGGCUGCUAAAAGGGUGGGCCCUAGGCCACCCCCUGGCUACGCCCCUACCUUGGGAACUGUAAAUCCCUCGUCUCUUCUGAUAAAGACGUAAAGCAGGAGAUCCCGUCUCUCACCGCACAUCAUUCACCUGUAUUGGUGGACGUAAAAGAACCGCUGAGGACACUCGCCCGUGGUGCCAUGUUCAUUGACAGUAUAUACAUACUACCCCGCACACAUAAUUGUAAACCCGCAGAAGGUAUCAAUACACAUAUGAAGCGCAUUUAAUUCAAGUUUAGCUCGUAGUCAAGGAUGUAUCAACGCGCGUGUAUCAACGCGCGUGUAUCAAGGCGCGAGGGAACGGGCGCGGAUGUCCCCAAACCUAAUGUCAGUAGUCGGUGGUGUACUAACCUUUAAGGGGUCAUUCUAUUUUGUUUUGAAUAGAAAAUCAGAUUUGCAUUUGUUUAGCUUAGUUAUUGUAGCUUAGUUAUUGAACAUGCACUAUUGGCAUACUCUAUAACCUGAUGCCCAAUAUGCAAUAAACAGUCAAGCGCU